AGAGAGGAGAAGGCGUGGCGUGACAAAACACAGAGAAUGGAAGCGGAUAGGGAGGGUUUCCAGAGGAAUAUUGAAGAAAGUCUUCGUCGUGGCGAGGAGCGAAAAGCAAAGAGGCGCUGGAAGGACGUCUGGGAAAGAUAUACCAAGGAAUGGGAAAAUAUUGCCGCAGCUGCUGCCGAUGAGGGGCGGAGCGUAGAGCAACUUAUCCCAUGGCCGGUAGAAUCAGGCAAGAUGAAGGAUGUCUCAAAAGAGGAGGUCGAACACUUUUUCCGCAAUACCCCCUCAACCGACAGCCCUCUGGACAAGGUACUCAAAAUGGAGCGCGUGCGCUGGCAUCCGGAUAAAAUGCAGCAAAGAUUUGGAGAGCGCGGCAUCGAUACAGAUAUCAUCAAGGCGGUCACAGCAAUUUUCCAGGUCAUUGACCGUCUUUGGACUGAAAUGCGGGAGAAGAACGCUAAUAAUUAAGCUCAAGUUUGCGGAAAGCCUUUGCUAUUCCUCGA
Messenger RNA from Aplosporella prunicola CBS 121167, 500 nucleotides. RefSeq lists its product as uncharacterized. The record is from RefSeq and is a predicted model, not a curated record. The transcript has a single exon. The annotation marks the transcript as partial. Gene Ontology annotation, biological process: canonical NF-kappaB signal transduction. Lineage: Eukaryota; Fungi; Ascomycota; Dothideomycetes; Botryosphaeriales; Aplosporellaceae.